AUGGAGACACCUAGACAAGCAUGUUGGCUUAUUAGGAAAAUCUUUGAUUCAAGGAAGUGGUAUGGGGGAAAUGACUUGUGUGAAGAUCUACAACAACUCACUAAUGCUGGCAAGUUCAUGAUCAAGAAGCUGGCACUUCAAAGGAGACUUAGUACAGCAGACAGAAUGGCUAAAUGGGGAAUUCAAGUCCCUAUGAACUGUGUACUAUGCAAUGCUGAUACUGAAGAAACUCACACUCACUUGUUCUUUGAAUGUGAUUACUCCAGAAAAAUGUGGAGCUCUUUCUUACGAUGGAUAGGAGACAACAGGCAAGUAGGGACCUGGGAAGAGGAGAUUGAGAGAUUAACAACCAAGCAAUGCAACAGCAGAGCACAUGCAGAGGUGCUAGGAUGGCUAUUAGCUGCUACUGUCUACCAUGUUUGGAAUGAACGCAAUGCGAGAAGAUUUCAAGAACAGCAGCAGGAAUGUGCAUCAAGACUAAGAGAGAUUACCAUUCAAUUACAUAGGAAAGGACAAUUUAGAAGCAAUUGGAAUAGAUUACUUGAUAGUUUGAACUCAUACCCAAGUCUAGUAUAG
This is a messenger RNA of Nicotiana attenuata, 576 nucleotides long. RefSeq lists its product as uncharacterized. NCBI's taxonomy places the organism in Eukaryota, Viridiplantae, Streptophyta, Magnoliopsida, Solanales, Solanaceae. The record is from RefSeq and is a predicted model, not a curated record. The transcript has 2 exons. The coding region runs from base 1 to 576 and encodes 191 amino acids.